AUGUCUACUCUGAAAGCAAUUUGUGCUGGGCUCCCCCUCCGUCCUCUUCCAGAAAACAGAGGCCGAAAGAGUGGAAUCCCUCACGCUCCUGUGAGAAGCCCAAAUCUCAUUGCAAGUGAAGAAAAAUUGGCUUUAAAAAAUUCUCUGCGUUAUUUCCCACCUAACUUGCAUGGAAUCCUGGCACCAGAAUUUGCUAAAGAAUUGAGACUCUAUGGGCAUAUCUACAUGUACCGGUUCUGUCCCCAGAUUGAAAUGAGAGCUUAUCCCAUUCAGGAAUAUCCUUGCAAAACCAAACAAGCUGCUGCAAUAAUGCACAUGAUUAUGAAUAACCUUGAUCCUGCAGUAGCACAGUUUCCUCAGGAACUUGUAACAUAUGGAGGAAAUGGACAAGUGUUCAGCAACUGGGCACAGUUCUGGCUGGUGAUGCACUAUUUAUCUGAGAUGACUGAGGAACAGACAUUAGUUAUGUACAGUGGACAUCCCUUAGGACUCUUCCCAAGCCAUUGCAAUGCACCCCGAUUAGUUAUCACUAAUGGCAUGGUAAUCCCUAAUUAUUCCUCUAGAGAGGAAUAUGAAUCUAUGUUUGCAAAAGGAGUUACAAUGUAUGGACAGAUGACAGCUGGAAGCUAUUGCUACAUUGGACCACAAGGGAUAGUCCAUGGAACUGUGUUAACAGUGCUCAAUGCAGGCCGCCGAUACUUAGGGGUGGAGAAUCUGUCUGGCAAAGUCUUUGUAACAUCUGGCCUUGGAGGAAUGAGUGGUGCCCAAGCAAAAGCCGCAAUCAUUGCUGGAUGUGUGGGAGUUAUUGCUGAGGUUGACGAAGCUGCUCUUUUAAAACGUCAUCAUCAGGGAUGGCUGAUGAAAAUCACUAGAAGUCUGGAUGAUUGCAUUGCUCAAGUUAGAGAAGCCAAGAAGAACAAAAUGGCUCUUAGUUUGGGAUUUCAUGGGAAUGUGGUAGAUCUUUGGGAAAGACUGGUGGAUGAAUUCAAUACUACUGGAGAACUAUUAGUUGAUUUGGGAUCUGACCAAACAUCUUGUCACAAUCCAUAUAAUGGUGGAUAUUACCCAGUUCAGCUAAGCUUUAAGGAUGCCAACCAACUCAUGUCUAGUGAUCCCAUAAAAUUCCAGGCUCUUGUAAAAGAAAGUCUUAGAAGACAAGUAGCUGCCAUCAACAAGCUAUCUGAUCAAGGAAUGUUUUUCUGGGAUUAUGGCAAUGCUUUCCUUCUAGAAGCCCAGAGAGCUGGUGCUGAUGUUGCAAAAAGAGGAGGCAACAAAGGAGAAUUUCGGUACCCUUCUUAUGUUCAGCACAUUAUGGGAGAUAUUUUUUCUAUGGGAUUUGGCCCAUUUCGGUGGGUUUGUACCUCUGGUGACCCAGAAGACUUGACAACCACUGAUUUUAUAUCCACAACAGUGCUUGAGGAACUUAUUGACCAGGGAGCCAAUGCAUCUGUGAAACAGCAGUACUGUGAUAACAUACGCUGGAUUCAGGAAGCCAGAAGACAUAAUUUGGUUGUUGGGUCCCAAGCCAGAAUUCUGUAUUCUGAUCAAAAAGGCCGUGUAGCUAUUGCAGUGGCUAUUAACAAAGGCAUUGCUGAAGGAAGAAUUAAGGCACCAGUUGUUCUUAGUCGGGACCACCAUGAUGUGAGUGGGGCAGACAGUCCUUACCGAGAGACCUCAAAUAUCUAUGACGGUUCUGCAUUUUGUGCAGAUAUGGCUGUUCAGAAUUUUGUAGGAGAUGCAUUUAGAGGAGCAACCUGGGUUGCCUUACACAAUGGUGGUGGUGUUGGCUGGGGGGAAGUGAUCAAUGGAGGAUUUGGUCUUGUCCUGGAUGGCUCAACAAGUGCCGAAGAGCGUGCAAAGAUGAUGUUGAACUGGGAUGUUUCUAAUGGGGUUGCUAGACGUUGUUGGUCUGGUAACAACAACGCUUAUGAAACCAUCUGUCAAGCCAUGGACAAGGAGAAGAAUCUGAAAGUGACACUUCCACAUAAGGUGCUAGAUGACAGCAUCUUGGAACAAGCUCUGAGUUGUUAA
Molecule: messenger RNA, 2031 nt
Organism: Protobothrops mucrosquamatus (brown spotted pit viper)
Lineage: Eukaryota; Metazoa; Chordata; Lepidosauria; Squamata; Viperidae
Gene: UROC1
Product: urocanate hydratase 1
Exons: 20
Coding region: 1-2031 (676 amino acids)
Biological process (GO): L-histidine catabolic process
Molecular function (GO): urocanate hydratase activity
Source: RefSeq, a predicted model, not a curated record